AGCAUUACUGGUACAGCGCGAGACCAUUUCCAGUGCUGCCAUUGGAGGAACUGUAGUUUGCACUUCUUCCGGUUGCCAGCUUUUUCUCCCGCAGCAGCAAGUCGUUUGUUUUGCGUGCGAACGAAAUCGUCUCUUUUGCAAUUUACUGUGUUCUCCUCAAAACACAAUACGACCAAUUGGUUGUACUGCUGAUCAGUCGGAAAAAGUACCAUUUUCGGUGUCUCUUGUCGAUUUGAAAGCAGCUUCGGUCAGUGUAUUCUUUAAUCAUGACUUUACCAAGGCGUAAAUUUCGGAGCGCUUGGUUCCUGUAUCAAGUGCUGGUUCAAGGUUUGUCCGUUAGUAGAUGUCUGGUCUGGUCGGCGGAUAGUGAUACCAGCAGUCUUACGCCUUGCGCCAUACUGGGCUCUUUACGGAGUCAAAGCAGCCACGCAGCGGUUCCAUCGGAGCCAUUGUUCGCCCAACCGCGUGGUUUGCAAGAGUCAUCCCAACCGGAUUCGUUCCUACCCACUGACGAGCUACCCCAAUUUCGACUCGACUUGCCGGCUUUCCAAGUUUUCCUGUCACCGACGCCAUACGAAUUUGAUACAGAGACACUGGAUGACUUGUACGGCAAGAUUGAGAGGACCUUGUGGAAACGAUUCGAAACGUCCAAUCUGUCACGCAAUGUGCUCUUUCGAUACUUACUGUUGAGUGACAUCCGCUUGGAGCAGUUUGUAAACGACACUUCCAUUGUCUCGCUGGGCACGGGAGUCGUCGCAUAUUUGGGGAGUGAGGAUUCCAUAGAAAUGGAAACAAGCAGCGCCAAUGGCACGCAGACGCGCAAAUCGCUCUUGGCCAUGAUUGAAGAAGCCAUCAAUGGGCAAUUGGUAGAGACGUUGCAAAGCUCACCAUUAUUCGAAUUUAUUCAAGUGGCGCGAUUUGUUUCCGAAAAUAACCGCACUGAUGAACCCACUCCGAACGGGGUACAAACAGAUGAUGGCAAAGCUUCGGCCUCGGCCUCCAAUGUUAAUGUUGGUUUGCUGUCGGGUGGUAUUGUAGCAUGUGCGGCAUUGAUAGCACUGGUCGGUCUUUUUAUUUACAGGAAGCGAGAUGCUGCCGCACAGAUUGUCGUGGUUGAUCCUGACGAAUACAAUGUCAAACAAUCGUGGAAAAAGGACGAAGACGUUGCAACCCUCGGUUCUAGUUUUGAUCAGUCCCCGCCCGCAACUCCAAGCCAAGAAUCGGCACCACCUCUCUUCCCAACUUGUGACCAGUCGCUGGUGGACGAGAGCGAAUCCGACGCCUUCACCGUGCUCACGGAAGAUGGGGACUGCUCCGUUAUUAAGUCCUUGGCGGAGCAAAAAUCCCACGCCACUGGUGUGCCGCUCCGUUCGAUCGUUACCACCGAAACUUUUGAGCGAGAUCGUGUGGUUCAGGUACGGAAAGACAUGCUGACGUCUCCCUGGACUGGGCGAUUGCCUUCAUUACGAAACAGUUCAACUGGGAAAAGUUCUGUAUCGUCGCAUUUAGAUGUGACUGAUGAAGAGCAACAUCGACAUCCUCAGCGCCCUGGUGUCGCAUCUUCGCGAGACUUGUCGCGGCACGUUGAUCUACCGCCAGAACCGUUUGUAUCUGAUGCUUUUGCCCAAGUAAAUGAAGGUGAAGAAGAUUCAACUGUAGAUGCUUUGGUGUAA
This is a messenger RNA of Phaeodactylum tricornutum CCAP 1055/1, 1673 nucleotides long. RefSeq lists its product with no specific name. Bases 267 to 1673 code for a protein of 468 amino acids. The record is from RefSeq and is a predicted model, not a curated record. Lineage: Eukaryota; Bacillariophyta; Bacillariophyceae; Surirellales; Neidiaceae. The transcript has a single exon.